This is a messenger RNA of Entrophospora sp. SA101, 333 nucleotides long. Lineage: Eukaryota; Fungi; Glomeromycota; Glomeromycetes; Entrophosporales; Entrophosporaceae. The record is from the annotation of a GenBank genome assembly.
AUGUCUCAACAACAACAAACUCUUAGUGAACAACUACCUCAACAAUCCCAACUUCAACAAACUUACUAUGAUAAUGGAGAAUUUGAACAUUCCGUCCAGCAACUUAUUCAACAGCGGCGACUUCAGCAACCAAUUCAAAAUCUCGAAUUAUUAUUAUCAAAUAUGAGAAUGUCUAUUUAUGAUAGAGAUCCUUCUGAUUUGAAAAUUAUUGAUAAUAGUAAUCAAAAUAAUUUCUCUGCAUUUCCUCUAAAUAACAAUAAUGAUAAUUUCUUUACACUUGCUCUAACUAAUAAUUUUCCACAAUUCGUCAACAUUCUAAUGGAAACUCGUUAG